GGUUUCUCGGGUUAGGGUUUUUGGGGCGAGGGGCGAAUCUGUGCAUGGCGCGUCUGCGAUCCUCCGGGCCUGGAAUCCGGUAUGAGAAUGGGACUAGGGAGUAGAAUCUAGGCGGUGAGCACAGCAGCGGGUGUUCUCGGGUCCGGGGCUAUGGACGAAGACGACGAUUUUGGAGAUCUCUAUGCUGGAUUGGGCGGGAGCGGCGACGCCGAGGCCCCGCGCGCUCCAGCGGCAGCUCCAGCGCCUGGAUUCAGCUUGGAAGAGGAGGACGAGGACGAUUAUCCUGGCUUUGGCGGGGAUGAUAGCGCCAGGGCCGCCGCUGGAGGUUCUUUAAACAAUGGGUCGGCCAAAGGAGCUGGUAAUCGGGGCGAAGAAUUCUCGGACGACGAGUCCGGAAGAAAUGCUGCCGAGGGGUCCGAGAGCGACAGUGACGAUGAUCUCCAGAUUGUGCUCAACAAUGUCAAGCGCGCUCCUCCAGAGGCCGAGGCUCCAGCCCUGGGUGAGAGCAAUGAGGAAGCGGAAGAAGUACCGACCGCAAACCAGCCCUGGUUGGACGAGCAAUCCACUCAGUCGGAUCAAGUUCCACCGUCGCAGCCGCCUCUCGGAGUUCCUCUGGGAGGUCCUCCUGGGAUUUUGCCUCCUGGUUUGCUGCCUGGCGAUCAAGUUGGUGCUGCUAGGCCACCUGUGGUAAAUCCUGGUGGUCCUCUGCGCCCGCCCGGGAAGUUUAUGCAUCAUGCACAGUUCAAGUAUGUGCGAGCUCCAAUGUCUGGUCCUGCCAUGAACAGUGCCCCUGGUCCGGGACUGGGAAGAGGAACUUUUCCUCCGGGUCCUUGGGGUCCUGGAAAGGGACCUCCGCUUCUUGGUUCUGGUCCGUCAAGGCCUUGGUCUGGUCCUAGUGGCUAUCCGCAUACAGAGUUUCAUCUUCCCCCAACCAAGACUGUUUUUGAUAUGGACUUGGAUGCUAUGGACGAUAAACCAUGGAGGAAUGUUACUGCGGAUAUCACUGACUACUUCAAUUUUGGCUUCAAUGAGAAUUCAUGGAGGCAAUAUUGUCAGCAACUGAGUCAACUUCGACUGGAGGCUACGAUGCAAAGCAAAAUCAGUGUUUAUGAAAGUGGUCGUUCGGAACAGCCAAUUGGUCGUGCAAUUCAAGUGGAAGGUGGAGUAGGAGAGAGGCGACCAUCCUACGAUCUUAGGCGUGGCAGAAAUCGUGACUCUAGUGAUAUUAUAGAGAUAGUCUUGAAAGACGUAGAAGUGGAGACCCCCGUGCCUUUUCUUGAUCGAAUGGACAUGGGUGAGAGUGAUUACGACAUGGGCCAUGAACAAGAUGGGCCAGACCCGCGGGCAGGGCCUCUGUUGGGAAGAAACCCGUAUAUGGAUGCAGAAGUUCCUCCUUUUUUUCCAAUGGGAAGACCGCGAGGUCCAUACCAUCGAAUGUUUCCGGGGGGCUUUGGUGGCAGGGGCGGAGUCAUGAGGCCGCCAUUCUACGAGCCUGGAAUGCCUCCACUCCCAUUGCAGAUGCGGCCAGAAGGAUUUUCAGUUGGUGCUCCUAAUGAUUUUAAUGAGCCAAGGAGAGCAUCAAACAGAAGUUCGCAGGGGCGCGCGGGACUAGAUGACGAACAUAGCAGUGGCAGUGUUGCUGUCAAAGACGACCGCAAGCAUGCAGAUAGCAGGGAUGCGAAGGAUGACAGACGUUCGAGAGGCAGUCGAGAUCAGGCGAAGACUGAGGACGAAGAGAAGUCUGAUGAGCACAAGAAACCUCUUUCUGAGGACAAACAUGACCAGGGACGGAGAUACUCCGAUUCACGUUCACAAAAGGAGGGGCACAAAAAACCGAGUGAGGUCGAGAGGUCCAGCUACAGUGAUGACGAAGAUCACAAGUCCAGGCAUCGAAGUCGCAAGGAAAAUAAUGGCGAAGGAGACCGGCACUCAUGGCAGGCGAAAGCUGCCAGCGACGACAAGUACAAAAGAUCGGAGCGAGGGGAAAAAGAUCAACGGAAGGAUGAGGACUGGGCAAAAAAAUCUUAUCGAGAACGGGACGACGUGAGGUGGAAGGAAGAGGAAGCUCGAAGGUCGAGAGGGAAGGAGGAAGAUGUCUCGCGCAGCAGCAGAAGGGAAGACGAAGGACGGAAAAGAGACAAGGCAGAGGAGUACCAUCCCCGGAAGGACAGGGAGGAGUCCUGGAAACGGGACAGAGACCGGGAUGACCCUCAGAAGCGAAGGUCUGCUUACGACGACGGCUACGAGAGGAGGGACAGAGAAGAAGACAGGUACUCGGAUCGGAGCAGACGCCAUGGUUAUGAAGAGGAAGACGAGUAUCUGCGCCGGAGAAGUAAGCACUCUGAUCGGAAAGACUAUCGCGACGAGGAAGAGUACUCGUACGACCACCGCGGUGGAAGCUCUCGUGGCGGACGAGAACACUCGGAUGAUAGAUACAAGGAGGAAGAGCGGGUGUACAGAGACAAGUAUGGAUGGAGCAGCAGAGGCAGGGACGAUAGCAGCAGGCGAAAUGGCUCGACUUCCGACUACUUGGAUGAAAAGGAGAGGAAGAAGCGGAAGACUGAUGAUUAUCAGAAAAGUGUCCAUGCAGAGAAGGUGCAAGCCAGAGAGACCACCGAGGACGAGGCAGCCGCGGCGGUGACAACGGUGGCACACGAGAAGAAGCGAUCUUCCAGGAGCGAAGCUCAUCACGGCGGCCGGGGAGGAGAUGACAGUUACUACUCCGACGAGGGGGAUGACGAUGAUAAGCACAGGAAAGGCAGGUCCAAGAUGGAGAGGCUUAACAGGGAAAGGCCGACGAUCGAUGAUCAGGAAGAGAAACUUGGGAAGGUUGCUGCCAGGUCCCAGGAUCCAGUGAAAGGAUCCGCGACGACUCUGGCUGGAUCAUCGGCAGCGAGCAGUGGAGAGAAGCCCAAGCAAGAAGUGGAUCCAUUCGCGAAGAGGCGCGAGAGGUUCCAGUCGCAAAAGCCCGAUAGCUCCGCCGAGAAGACGAAGAAAACCAACGACAAAGCUUCCAUCCAGGCCGAUACGUCGGAGUUUAAGCACGAGAGACCGGCGAGGAAGCGACGUUGGGCUUAGCGAAAAAUCGGGCCAACCUUACCAAUGUAUUUAUUCUUUGCUAAAGUUUUUUUGCUUGAUUGAUCUGAUCGGACGGCU
Molecule: messenger RNA, 3156 nt
Organism: Selaginella moellendorffii
Lineage: Eukaryota; Viridiplantae; Streptophyta; Lycopodiopsida; Selaginellales; Selaginellaceae
Product: FIP1[V]-like protein
Exons: 9
Coding region: 151-3078 (975 amino acids)
Biological process (GO): mRNA processing
Source: RefSeq, a predicted model, not a curated record